AUGGCGAAAAAAUGGUCACUUGUGACAAUUUGGUGAGGACUAAUGUCACAUGUCGCUGUGGCCUCUGGGUGGUAUGGUACACUCUCYGGAAGGUUUCAACUUUCAACCGCCAUGGCUGGAAUCUCUGAAUUGGGUUUGGAAUAUGAUAACCAUCAACGGCGUAUAGAAAACGAGAAAAUGGGAAAGAACCAUCGACCGCAACCGGCUUGGGGAGUCAGUCACUGAGGAAAGGAAACUUAAAAAUAUAUUUUCUUUGUUUUAUUGUCGCUCUCUCGCAUCUUACCUCUCUCCAGACCAGACAUGUCGUCGAAGGCACUCUCGAGGCUGGUUAAUCUUCGCAAGCAUUUUCAACACACAGACAAGGGCGAUAAAGAUGGUAAUGGUGGAUGCUACUUGAAGAUAUCACCAGAUGUUUCUGAGGCUUUAUCACGUGGGAAUGCAGUGGUUGCUCUGGARUCCACCAUUAUUUCACAUGGAAUGCCCUACCCUCAGAACUUACAGACUGCAAAAGAGGUGGAGAGUAUUGUAAGGGAGAAUGGAGCCAUUCCAGCUACAAUUGCUAUUUUGGAUGGUGUACCAUGCAUAGGUCUGAAUGAUGAAGAGUUGGAGAGGCUUGCAAAUCUGGGCACUAGAGCUCAAAAGACAGCUCGAAGGGAUAUUGCACAUGUUGUGGCUACCAGAGGCAACGGUGCAACAACAGUUUCUUCGACAAUGUUUUUUGCUUCUAUGGUUGGUAUUCCUGUGUUUGUUACUGGUGGAAUUGGAGGAGUACAUAGACAUGGUGAAUCUACAAUGGAUAUAUCUUCUGAUCUCACUGAGCUAGGAAGGACUCCAGUAGCAGUUAUAUCUGCCGGUGUAAAAUCAAUCUUGGAUAUUCCUAGAACCCUUGAAUAUUUGGAAACACAGGGAGUUACUGUUGCUGCUUAUAAGACCCAUGAAUUCCCAUCAUUUUUCACAGAAACAAGUGGCUGCAAGGUGCCUUGUCGGGUGAACAGCCCAGAGGACUGUGCUCGACUCAUAGAUGCAAACUUGAAACUCGGUCUGGGAAGUGGUAUUUUGAUUGCCGUGCCAAUUCCAAAAGAGCAUGCUGCCUCAGGAAGUCUGAUUGAGAUCGCAAUACAGAAGGCCCUUAAAGAAGCAAGAGAUAACAAUGUGACAGGCAAUGCUGAAACACCUUUCCUGCUUGCAAGAGUGAAUGAACUAACUGGAGGAGCCUCACUGGCUGCAAACAUAGCACUUGUGAAGCACAAUGCGUUUGUUGGUGCAAAGAUUGCAGUAGCUCUUGCCUACCUCAGGAAAUAGUUGGUAGGUGAUGCYGAGUCCUCAUAAAUGUAGGAAUAUGCUGGAGUCUUUCAUGGUCAGAAUUAUCUGAGAUAGUGUUUUAUAAUAGGAUGAGAUUCAAAAAUAAUAUAUGUGGUGGUUUCUUUACUUAUUUUUUUUUUCUUCUCUUUGUUUAACUUGUUCGUUUCCUUCUUAGUAGGGGAGGGGUUGUAUGAGGAAGGGGGUGUUCGUAAGGAAUGAUUAACGAUGGCCAAGUUUAUAAUUUGGAGUUAUGUCCAGUCAUUAUUGAUGGUG
Molecule: messenger RNA, 1575 nt
Organism: Nelumbo nucifera (sacred lotus)
Lineage: Eukaryota; Viridiplantae; Streptophyta; Magnoliopsida; Proteales; Nelumbonaceae
Product: indigoidine synthase A family protein
Cellular component (GO): cytoplasm
Molecular function (GO): pseudouridylate synthase activity; hydrolase activity, acting on glycosyl bonds
Source: RefSeq, a predicted model, not a curated record